AUGGAGCGCGUGAAGACGAUCACCAAAGAUCUGGACGAGAAGACCCUCUCUUUAUUAAAGAAGAGACUCGACAAGCUCUUGAACAGAACAACAGGGAGUUUGGAAGACACCACAGAGGCCCUACUAAAAGAGCGUGGAAAGAAAGAAGUAUUAAAAAGGGUCAAGUGCACGCUGAAGAAAAUCAGGAAAAAGAUGCAUACCAAACAUACGAGAAGAUAUGUUGACGGCGUUCAAACACAUUCUGGACACAUGAGAGUUCAAAAGCAUAACAGUCUUCCCCAACAUAAUGAUAAUAAUAAUAAUACUAAUUCUGUAUCACAUGGACAACUGCCGAUUCAGACCCCAAAUCAGUGUAACUUAGCAAUUGACCAGAAGGACGGUUGUACAGCAUUUGCUCCAAUCAUGGCAGAAAACACCAUAUUUGGUGGCGUUAUCAUGAACCAACAUGUGCCACAGGCGUCCCACUCUACCUCAGUAAACAAACAUGAAGUUCUUCAGAAAGUAAAGAAUAAAAUGAAAUCAAAAAUGAGGAGUGAAUCUGAGCAGAUUUUGCAAGGAAUCAAGGAGUCGGUCUCUCUGAACAAGAUCUACACACAACUGUCUAUCAUCAAUGACGAGUCGGACCCCAUCAACAGAGAACAUGAGAUCUGGCAGAUCGAGACGACGCAUGAUUUAAACACAUCAGCACCGACGGACAUAAACUACAAUCAAAUCCUUCAACCGCCCACAGAUGAGAACAGAACCAUAAAGACUGUUCUGACCAAAGGAAUUGCUGGAAUUGGGAAAACGUUCACCGUGCAGAAGUUUGUCCUCGACUGGGCAAGCGGAGAAUCAAACCAAGAUCUGGAUUUUGUGUUUCUCUUCCCGUUCAGAGAGCUGAACUGGCUUGAGGAAGAAAAGCAGAGUCUUUUUGACCUGAUCUGUGUGUUUUACCCUGAGUUUACAGAGGCAAAACAGAUCACUGAAUGGAUCUGCAAUAGGAAGGUUCUGUUCAUCUUAGAUGGUCUGGAUGAAUAUAAAAAGGGUUUGAACUUUAACAGCCUUUUGUCGGAUGUGACUAAAGAAGCCACAGUGGACGUCCUUCUGGUAAACCUUCUGCGAGGAAAACUUCUCCCGUCCGCUCACGUGUGGAUCACCAGCCGUCCCGUCGCAGCUGGACAGCUUCCGUCUGAGAUCUUCCGAAAGGGGUACAUCACGCAUAUCAGAGGAUUCAGAGAUGAGCAAAAGGAGGAGUACUUCAAAAAACAUCAUCGAAAAUCGGAAUAA
Messenger RNA from Sinocyclocheilus grahami, 1266 nucleotides. RefSeq names its product NACHT, LRR and PYD domains-containing protein 3-like. NCBI's taxonomy places the organism in Eukaryota, Metazoa, Chordata, Actinopteri, Cypriniformes, Cyprinidae. The transcript has 6 exons. The record is from RefSeq and is a predicted model, not a curated record. Bases 1 to 1266 code for a protein of 421 amino acids.